AUGCCUUUUGCUCAGAUUGUUAUUGGCCCACCGGGUUCAGGGAAGUCCACAUAUUGUAACGGAUGUUCACAAUUUUUCAAUGCUAUUGGGAGACAUUCCCAGGUGGUAAAUAUGGAUCCUGCCAAUGAUGCUUUACCUUACCCGUGUGCUGUGGAUAUUAGAGACUUUAUAACUCUGGAGGAGAUCAUGAGAGAGCAACACCUGGGCCCUAAUGGUGGUUUGAUGUAUGCCGUUGAAUCUUUAGAUAAGUCCAUUGAUUUAUUUAUACUACAGAUCAAGUCACUUGUAGAAGAAGAGAAGGCGUAUGUUGUGUUUGACUGCCCGGGACAAGUUGAGCUGUUUACGCAUCAUUCUUCAUUAUUCAGCAUUUUCAAGAAAUUAGAAAAAGAACUAGAUAUGAGGUUCUGUGUGGUGAAUUUAAUUGAUUGUUUUUACAUGACAUCUCCUUCACAAUAUGUCUCUAUUUUGCUACUAGCAUUAAGGUCUAUGCUAAUGAUGGACAUGCCUCAUAUCAACGUCUUUUCAAAGAUAGAUAUGUUGAAAUCAUAUGGUGAAUUGCCAUUUAGAUUAGAUUAUUACACAGAGGUUCAAGAUUUGGAUUAUUUGGAGCCGUAUAUUGAAAAAGAAGGUUCCGGUGCUCUGGGAAAAAGGUAUAGUAAAUUGACUGAAACAAUCAGUGAGCUGGUUUCUGAUUUCAACCUGGUUUCCUUUGAAGUUUUGGCUGUGGAUGACAAAGAAAGUAUGAUAAAUCUCCAGGGUGUUAUUGAUAAAGCUAAUGGAUAUAUAUUUGGUGCAUCUGAAGUGGGCGGUGACACGGUUUGGGCCGAGGCCUCGAGAGAAGGUGCAUUGCUCGCAAGCUAUGACAUUCAAGAUAGGUGGAUAGAUAAUAAAGAAAAAUAUGAUAAAGAAGAAGAAGAGAAACGGGCUGCAAUGUUGAAAGAACAAGAACUACAAAAUAAAGAAGUUAAUAUAGACGAAGAAGACGAGUGGCAGAGUGCACUAAACGACUGGGAGGAAAAACAAGGCACAGAUUUUGUUAGAUAG
Saccharomyces eubayanus is the source of this 1044-nucleotide messenger RNA. RefSeq names its product GTPase GPN2 (gene GPN2). Gene Ontology annotation, molecular function: GTPase activity. The transcript has a single exon. NCBI's taxonomy places the organism in Eukaryota, Fungi, Ascomycota, Saccharomycetes, Saccharomycetales, Saccharomycetaceae. The record is from RefSeq and is a predicted model, not a curated record. Bases 1 to 1044 code for a protein of 347 amino acids. Gene Ontology annotation, cellular component: cytoplasm.